This is a messenger RNA of Anguilla rostrata (American eel), 5992 nucleotides long. RefSeq names its product ankyrin repeat and sterile alpha motif domain-containing protein 1B-like. The transcript is spliced from 27 exons. Gene Ontology annotation, cellular component: cytosol. Gene Ontology annotation, biological process: ephrin receptor signaling pathway. Bases 512 to 4342 code for a protein of 1276 amino acids. The record is from RefSeq and is a predicted model, not a curated record. Gene Ontology annotation, molecular function: ephrin receptor binding. Lineage: Eukaryota; Metazoa; Chordata; Actinopteri; Anguilliformes; Anguillidae.
GCGGAAGCUGCUGCGCGUGUCGCUGUGGAAAGGGAAAGUGUAGGAGAGCGGAGCUUCGACUCGAAACCUCGCAAGCAGCAGCCCCAGCACACAGGCACAGUACGCGUGGAAAGGAGAGUGUGUAUCUGUGUAUGCGCGUGUGUGUGCGUGUGAGAGAGAGGUGUGGGUGACAGUCCCAUAGAACAGCGUUUCCAGGCAACCGGCCCGACAGUCGGCUCGCGCUCCUUCAAGUCGAACUGCACAACACCGUGCGAAAUCCGCUAUUUAGCCUACAGUGUACUAUUCCUCUACUUCGUUCCACUGUAGACGAGCGGGGAUUCGUCCACAUCCAAGCUUGCUUUGCAGAGCACCCCCGGUGGUGCUUUGCGUGCUGGAGGGGAGUGUCGUUUUGCAGAAUAUGCAGUAAAAAUGAAAUUAUUUUCGGUACAAUGAGACAGUAAGGGGGUACCUCGCUCUUCCCGUGGCUCUACCCAACGGGGUUGGAUCUAUAUAUUUUUUUCCCUUCGUUAGGAUGGGGAAGGAGCAAGAGCUACUGGAAGCGGCCCGGACCGGGAACGUAAUCUUAGUGGAAAAAUUACUAAGCGGUAAAAAAGGAUUACUGGGCACGUCAUCUGGAUCCAUACCGCUACCGAGUUUGCUGAGUAUCUGGCGAGGUCUGAACGUCAACUGCAUCGACAGCACCGGGUACACCCCCCUGCACCACGCCUCCCUCAACGGACACAGGGACGUGGUCCUGAAGCUGCUGCAGUAUGAGGCCUCCACCAACGUGGCCGACAGCAAAGGCUGCUUCCCGCUGCACCUGGCCGCCUGGAAGGGGGACGUGGAGAUCGUCCGGAUCCUGAUCAACCACGGCCCCUCCCACUGCCGGGUCAACGAGCAGAACCACGAGAAGGAGACGGCGCUGCACUGCGCGGCGCAGUACGGACACUCGGAGGUGGUGUCGGUGCUGCUGCAGGAGCUGACGGACCCGGCCAUGCGGAACAGCCACGGCGAGACGCCGCUGGACCUGGCGGCGCUGUACGGCCGGCUGCAGGUGGUGCGCAUGCUGGUCAACGCCCACCCCAACCUGAUGGGCUGCAGCACGCGCCGGCACACGCCCCUGCACCUGGCCGCCCGCAACGGCCACCGGGCCGCCGUGCAGGUGCUGCUGGAGGCCGGCAUGGAAGUGAACUCCGCGACGGAGAAGGGUAGUGCCCUUCAUGAGGCCGCUCUUUUUGGGAAGAUGGACGUGGUGCGGCUCCUGCUAGAUUCAGGAAUCGAUGCCAAUAUCCGAGACUGCCAAGGAAGAACCGCCCUGGAGAUACUGAGGGAACACCCAGCACAGAAGUCCCAGCAAAUCACUGCGCUCAUACAAGAGUACAUGAUGGAGGACUUGGACAGUAAGAGCGUAGCGGAAGAGCCCGUUCGGCAGUGUCCUGUCCCCACUCCCCGCACGUCCGUGUCAACGCCAGCUGCCUCGCCGUCCCUCAAGAUCAAAAAUGACGCAGUGACGGGAGAGCUGUCGAAGUUGCUGAAUGAGAUUAAGAUGUGUCGCGACAAGGACUACUCCUUCGAGGACCUGUGCCAGACCAUCUCCUCCCACUCCAUGGAGAGCUUCGGGAGCGGUCGUCUGUCCGACGAGGAGCGCAACAGCACACUCAACAAAGUCAGCAAGCGCCCUUCCCCUCCCCUCGCCCCUGCCCAGGAGGAAGAUGAAGGGGAGAAGAGCUGCGGUCCAGCUGGCUUCUGGGAGGCGCUCACGCCCUGCAAUGGCUGCCGUAACCUGGGCUUCCCUGGGCUGUCUCAGGACUCCAAGCGGGCCGCGGAGAUCGUCCCGUCCCCGUCGCUAGACGUCUUUCUCCCCGAGGACGAGGACAACCCCUACGAGUUCGUCGCCACCGCCGUCACCCGCAAACCGUGCUCGCUGGACAUAAACCGCCCGAGCGCCUGCUCCAAGAACGACCAUUCCCCCCAUGUGACCGUCACAGAGCCCAAGCUUGGUAACCAUGGGAACCACUCCACGGGCCCGACUCCAGACUGCUCACCCCCCUCCCCCGACACCGCGCUGAAGAAUAUCGAGAAAGUGAUCCGCCCACAGCCAAAGCAGCGCACGUCCUUGUCGUCAUCGCAGGACGUCCAAAGGCCGAACCACAGCUACGACCCCUCAGAGGUGAGCUCCUCUCUGGGGUACGCCAGCUUCACCACCAGCCCCCCCGUCAGCCCUCCCGUCAGCCCCGCCAACUACUCCACCGGGUCCGCGGAGGACUGCGGCCUGACAGAGGAGCCCGCGUGUCAGAGGGAGGCUCCGGCCGAGCGCAGUUUUCGGGACUCCCACGUCCCGGAGCAGUUCGCCGGGCUGCUGCACGGCUCGUCCCCGGCCUGCGAGUCCCCGGACAACCCCUUCCAGCUGUACGGCAAGGUGCGCAAGUUCAGCGCCCCGGAGCCCGUGCCCGCCCACCGCCAGGGAAACCUGCUGCAGGCGCCCAGCCUGGGCGUGCCCCUCCCCCUCCCGCGCGCGGACAGCGAGGCCUCGGGCCUGAGGGCCCCGCGGGAGCCCAAGCCCCAGGUGGUGUACAGGACCAUCUUCCACACCCGGGUGAACCAGGACCAGGCGGAGCGCGCGGGCCCCCCCGCCGGGGCGCGGCAUGUGAGGAACGGCGAGGCGGCCGGCGGGACGAGCGCGACAGGCGCCGGGUUCGAGGAGCGCGCCUGCACCCUGGGGAGGAUGCGCUCCGUCCCCAGGAACGUGCUGGACCUGCAGCUCUCCAGAAACUUCUCCAAGUCCGAGUCCAACCUCAUCUCCGUCUCCCCCAUCGAGGAGGAGCUGCGGCCGGGGCGGGCCCCGCCCAACCCGGCCGGCAAGCUGGAGAGGACCCCCUCCUUCACCGCCGAGUGGGAGGAGAUCGAUAAGAUCAUGAGCUCCAUCGGCGCGGGGAUCGGCACAGGGCUGAGGGAGAUCCAGGAAGACCAAUCAGGCCCCCGCUGCCCCGUCCAGUCCGUGGGCCAGUGGCUGGACAACAUCGGGCUGGUCCAGUACGAGAACCACCUGCUGGCCAACGGCUUCGACAGCGUGCAGUUCAUGGGCAGCAAUGUUGUGGAGGACCAGGACCUGCUGGAGAUUGGGAUCCUCAACUCAGCCCACAGACAGCGCCUCUUGCAGGCCAUCCGCCUCCUGCCCAGGGUGCGGCCGGUUGGCUAUGACGGGAACAACCCCACGUCGGUGGCCGAGUGGCUGGAGUCCCUGGAGCUGGGCGACUACACCAAGUCCUUCCUGAUCAAUGGAUACACCUCCAUGGAGCUGGUCAAGAAGAUCUGGGAGAUCGAGCUCAUAAAUGUGCUGAAGAUCAGCCUGAUCGGACACAGGAAGCGGAUUUUGGCUUCGCUCGGAGACCGGCUACACGAAGACCCGCCCCAGAAACCACCCCGGGCCAUCUCCUUAAGGGAGCCGACCGGGAACCACACCCCGCCGCAGCUCUCGCCGUCGCCCGGGCAGAGCGCGUACACGGCCGCCGGCUCGCUGGACGUGCAGCACCUCAUCAUGCAGGCCGACGCCCGCCGCCGCCGCAAUGACACCUACUUCGACGACGUGCCGCGCUCCAAGCUGGAGAGGCAGAUGGCCCAAGUCAGUAUGCAAGGCGAGUGGUGUGAGCCAAUCACGUUGCGGCCGCCCAACGAGGCGACGUCAUCCACGCCGGUGCAGUACUGGCAGCACCACCCGGAGAAGCUCAUCUUCCAGUCAUGUGACUACGAGGCCUACUAUCUGGGCUCCAUGCUGGUGAAAGAGCUGAGAGGAACAGAGUCCACGCAGGACGCCUGCUCCAAAAUGAGGAAGUCUACAGACCAGAUGAAGAAGAUCCCAACGAUUGUCCUCUCAGUCUCCUACAAGGGCGUCAAGUUCAUUGAUGCCACCAACAAGAACAUCAUCGCUGAGCACGAGAUCCGCAACAUCUCCUGUGCUGCCCAGGACCCGGAGGACCUCUCCACGUUCGCCUACAUCACCAAAGACCUCAAGUCCAGUCACCACUACUGCCACGUGUUCACCGCCUUCGAUGUGAACUUAGCCUAUGAGAUCAUCCUGACGCUGGGCCAGGCCUUCGAGGUGGCGUACCAGCUGGCCCUCCAGGCGCGGAAGAGCGGGCACGGUUCCUCCACGCUGCCCGAGAGCUUCGACAGCAAGCCCGGCAAACCCGUGCCCAAGCCGCGCGUCAACAUCCGCAAGACCAUGGAGCAGCCCUCGAUGGAUCAAAAGGGCCACGCCAAUGUGCCAUGGAUAGUGGAGCCAGGGCAGGAGGCCAAGAGAGGAGUCAACACCAAGGCAGUGCCGGACGCUCAUGUCUUUUACUGUGGAAUGCAAAGAAUGUAGCCAGCCCUAAACAUGGACCCAAUUUACACACAGUGUUAAAGGACUACAGCCCUAAAAUGGACCCCUCUCACUGACACAGUGUUAGAGGACUUCAACCCUAAACGCGGACCCUUCUCAAAGACACAAUUCUAAAGGACUACAACCCUAAAAUGGACCCUUCUCAAAGACACAAUUCUAAAGGACUACAACCCUAAAAUGGACCCUUCUCACAGAUGGCGUUGAAGGACUACAGCCUUAAAUAUGGACCCUUCUCACAAACACAAUGCUAAAGGACUACAGCCCUAAAAUGGACCCUUCUCACAGAUGAUGCUGAAGGACUACAACUCCAACUCCAAACAUGGACCCUUCCCACAGACAGCGUUAAAAGACUACACCCAUAAACCUGGACCUCGCAGGUAGACCUUUCUCUCAGACGAAGGACCACAGGACCCCAACGUCAGCCUACUAACAAGCACACAUGGCGAUAUAGGACUACAGAGUUUACAGAAGCAGUUUUUGCUGAAAGUACAAUUUUUAUUUGAAGAUACCACGGGUAUGAUUAUAGCCCCAAACUCCAGCUCCAAUCCCCCCAGCAGAGGCUUGACAUCGUAACGCCCCCCCCCUGUUGCCUGGGAGGAGGAACCCACAAGUUCAACCUUCAAACCCUUUUUGGACAGCUGCGUUGCCUCGGAAACGGUAACCACGGUAACCUGAGGUAACUUGAGACGCGCGACCUUACCAGCUGUCUCAUAUCAAAGCACCAACGAGGGACGUCCGACUCAGCACGGGAUAACUGACUUCUAAUUCUGCUUUUUUAUUUAGAGAUUUGGGGGAUUUUUUUUGUUGUUGUUGUUGUUCAAGACCACGUUAUGAAUAUGAAUUUGAAUAUGCACAAUGUGAAUGGACUGGUCUUGCAGGACUGCCCCAAGUCAGGAAUGUCCUGGUGUGUUGGGCACCAGCACUGAGCACCAUGGGAAAGGGUGGUAGAUGGUUCCUAAUAACCGAGAUGCCAUCCAGUUCAAUAAUCAUUCUGCCAGAACAUUCAAUGUUUAAUAAGAUUACUACUUAUAUUACCAUUAUUAAUUAUUAUCAUUAUUAUUAUUGUGCAAUUAUGGUCAAUGUUGUCUUAAUGUUACAUUAUUUUUAUAUGAUAUGCUGAAUGGAAGCUGGGCUUAAAUGUUUUCCAUCCAAAAAAAUAUAUAUAUAAUUACAUACUGUAAGCGCAGCCCCUGAAUGUGCAUAUGGCUACAGCGAACUCGGGUUCGAGAUGACAACCCAGCUGUUUAACUUACACUGAACUCGGGAAACUGAAACGAAAACAAUGUAUAAUUUCUUGUGGGGCUGAAACUGUAAUUAAAAGUCAGAUGUAUUAUUUUAACACAGUAUUACUAUACGAGAAUAAAAAAGCAGUCCUCUUGUAAAUAGAUAUUUUGCCAAUUCAUUCCUCAAAUGUAAUGUAAUGAAACUAGCAGGACAUCGCACUGGAAACAUGGUACCAAUUUUAAAAAAAAUCAGAGAAAAGAGAUUGUUCAAGGGGCAGUUGAUGGUGACCUCUCUGCAGACUAACACUUGUACAUAGGCUUGGUCUUCCAGUACACAGAUUUUGUAAUUUUGGUCAUUAUUUAUAUCCUUGUAAAGCACAUGGAAUAAACAUGACUUGUACAACCAUCA